GCCCCCUCUAUUUUUCCUGGUCAAUCCCGUUUCUUUUUUAAUUUUUUAAUUUUUGGGUGGUGAGUAGCGGGGCCCGGAACUGUCGGUGAACGAAUGAUAAGCUGUCAUAAAUCUCUUCUUGUUUACUGAAGUACGCAUCUUUAAGCAGAGAGAGAAGCGAAGAGAUCUGGAUCUGGGAACUGGGUAUCAAAUUGAAGUUUCACUUCAAUGGCUUCCAAACUGUUAAUCGUUAUUGUCUUCGUUCUUGAUCUUAUUGCUUUUGGUUUGGCUGUUGCUGCUGAGCAGAGACGAAGCACUGGCUCAACAAGGACAGAUGGUGAAGAUAAUUACCAGUAUUGUGUUUACGACUCUGAUAUUGCAACAGGAUUUGGUGUCGGUGCAUUUUUAUUCCUCUUGGCCAGUCAAGUGCUCAUAAUGGUUGCAAGUAGAUGCUUCUGCUGUGGAAAGGCUCUAAACCCCGGAGGUUCAAGGGCUUGUGCACUUGUUCUUUUCAUAAUCUGCUGGGUGGCAUUCUUCAUUGCUGAGGUUUGCUUGCUGGCGGGUUCAGUGAGAAAUGCUUACCACACCAAGUACAGGUCAAGGUUCUUUGAGGACCCUCCCUCUUGUGAGACUGUGAGAAAGGGAGUUUUUGCUGCAGGAGCAGCUUUCGUGCUCUUCACUUGCAUAAUCUCUGAGUUCUAUUAUGUUAGUUUUUCCAGGGCGAAUGAAAGCCCCAGACCAUAUGGAGGUGAAACUGGAGUUGGGAUGGGAGCGUACAAGUGAAUGUUAUUGAAUUAGUUUGCAUUUGUCUGAAACUUACACGUCAUAUUGGUUUUUCUGGUUUGCAGCUCAUCUUGUUAUAGGAGUCUAGUUUAGAUGAAGAAAAGCAUGGAUUAUUACUUUUGAAUCAUAAUUUUGAUUUUUGCAUGCCCUUGUAAAAGACUUCCUCUACGAAUCUAUGUUUUUAUAACUUCAUUAAAAACUCGAGCACAUGGUGUCUAUAGUUAAGAUUUUAGAUAUAAUGUUGAACACUAUGUCGCGGUUAUAAAGAGGUCGUGUUUGGCAACUGUUUCUGUGCUGUCACUUGUACAACUCUAGCUUAAAGCCUCGUGUGUAUAUUUUUCUGCUAAUUCUGGAGGUAAUGUCAAUCAUCUUCAAUU
Molecule: messenger RNA, 1139 nt
Organism: Olea europaea var. sylvestris
Lineage: Eukaryota; Viridiplantae; Streptophyta; Magnoliopsida; Lamiales; Oleaceae
Exons: 3
Coding region: 208-762 (184 amino acids)
Source: RefSeq, a predicted model, not a curated record